This is a messenger RNA of Aureobasidium pullulans EXF-150, 1501 nucleotides long. RefSeq lists its product as uncharacterized. Bases 123 to 1361 code for a protein of 412 amino acids. Lineage: Eukaryota; Fungi; Ascomycota; Dothideomycetes; Dothideales; Saccotheciaceae. The transcript has 8 exons. The record is from RefSeq and is a predicted model, not a curated record.
GUCUAGUUACAGGACUGGUGUCUCAACAGCCAGCAGAGAAAUAAACCAUUUGAUAACUGUGGAAUUGGACCCUCCCCACUUGGAUAACACUUUCCUCGAAGAUCAAACAAACGACGCGCAAUAUGGCUCGGAAAUCCGCCAACACCAUUGAGAGCGAUGAAGCGAAAGACCCAAGCAUUGGGGACCGUAAACGAAAGCAGCCAUCUACUAGGGCAUCUCAAAGAGCUGCAACCAAAAGCCGAUACUUUGAACACAACACAGAUGAAUCUGGAGAAGAAGCUCCAGAAGACAGUUCAUCCAGUGUCGAUGUGGAAUCUGAAGACGACUCUGAUGAUGAACCUGAAGAGCACUCAUCCGAGGAAGAACAGCGUCCCCGAAAGCGCAGAACCCCUGCAUCAACAAAGACGUCCCAGACUGCCCCAGCCGCAGGCACCAAAGGCAAGGAACUUUGGCGUCAAGGUGUUAGUACUGGACUCGCCCCAGGAACUCAGGUCAUCAUCAAGAAGCCGAAGCCUAGAGCUGCGGGAAGCACUCCAUACUCCGAUGACACGAUCCAUCCAAACACCAUGCUAUUUCUCAAGGAUCUCAAGGCGAACAAUGACCGAGAAUGGCUCAAGAUGUACGAUGCCGACUAUCGUUCUAGUUUGAAAGACUGGAACUCUUUUGUGGAGGCCUUGACCGAAAAGCUCACCGAAAUUGACGACACCAUUCCAGAACUGCCACUCAAGGAUGUGGUAUUUCGCAUUUACAGAGAUAUCCGGUUCAGCAAGGAUCCUACGCCUUACAAGCCAUAUUUUUCCGCAGCUUGGUCUAGGACCGGACGUAAAGGCCCGUACGCCGCCUACUAUGUUCAAAUUAGCCCGAACGACAGUUUUGUUGGUGGAGGCUACUGGUCUCCGGACGCAAGAGCUCUGGCAGCUUUGCGCAACACAAUCGACAAGAAUCCGCAGCGUCUCAAGGACGUGCUGAUGAACGAUCAGAUGCGAGCUGAAUUUCUCUCUGGCAGCUCGGCCAAGGGAGCUGUGAAAGCUUUCAUAAAGACAAACGCGGAGACCGCAUUGAAGACCAAGCCAAAGGGAUACGAUGCUGGUCAUCCGGACAUCGACCUUCUCCGCCUCAGACGCUUUACAGUCGGCACCAAGUUGACUGAUGCUGAAGUCCUCGACGCGCAAGUUCUGCGCCGAAUUGCGGAUCUGUUCUCGGCGCUGCACCCGUUUAUCGCUUGCUUGAAUCGAAUUUCCCUUCCAGACCCUGGCGAAGAAGAAACAGAUGCUGAUGACGAUGAUGAGGAUGGAGAUGAGGAACAAGAAGCCGAGGACGAACAGAAUGAAGAAUCCGAGACAGAAGCCUCUGAUGCCUAGCUAGCAGAAUGCAACACAGAAUCCAGAGGUGUGCCGUUGAAUUACGGGUAAAAGGUUCCAACAGACAUGUUGGUCCUCUAGUUAGCAAAGUUGAUCAACAAAUCCUCGACUGCCACGAAUGUAUCGUUUUCUCAUGCCCU